Messenger RNA from Psammomys obesus (fat sand rat), 423 nucleotides. Its product is annotated as pleckstrin homology-like domain family B member 3. The annotation marks the transcript as partial. The transcript has 3 exons. NCBI's taxonomy places the organism in Eukaryota, Metazoa, Chordata, Mammalia, Rodentia, Muridae. The record is from RefSeq and is a predicted model, not a curated record.
AUGGAGGUGGAGGUGGCCCUGCUCCGGGGGGAGCUGGCGGGGGAAAGGGUGGCCGCUCGGCGCGAGGAGGAGCAGCUGCGGGAGCUGCUGGGCGAGCAGGCGGAGCCCCGCAGCAGCCAGGAGCUGCGGGAACAGGAGCAGAGGCAGCUGAGCCAGGAGCGUGAUCUCGUGGAAAGUCUUCGCCAGCAACUCAGGGAGGCCCAAGGGCAGCUUGACUCCCAGCCAGAGGACCAGAGGGAGAGGCUCUUGCAAGGGGUACAGGAGAUCAGAGAGCAGCUGGACGCCGCCCAGCGCACCUUCGAGGACCUGGAGUUCCAGCAGCUGGAGCGCGAGAGCCACGUGGACGAGGAGCAGGCCAGGCCCGAGGGCAGUGCUCCGGAGCCCAGGGUCCGGGAGCUCCAGGCCAGUGUGGCCCGGCACAGG